Messenger RNA from Serinus canaria (Common canary), 1503 nucleotides. It is a transcript of the gene TNFRSF6B, whose product is annotated as TNF receptor superfamily member 6b. The record is from RefSeq and is a predicted model, not a curated record. Bases 509 to 1399 code for a protein of 296 amino acids. The transcript has 5 exons. Gene Ontology annotation, molecular function: protein binding. NCBI's taxonomy places the organism in Eukaryota, Metazoa, Chordata, Aves, Passeriformes, Fringillidae.
CUGUGCCACAAAAGGUACCCGUGUUUAGAGUUAUAGCUGGAGGUGGUGUCGUCCUCGGUGCUCCUGAAAGGAGAAGGUUGAAGCUCGGAGCCAGCUUUAGGAAUGCCAGUGCCCAAUCAUUGACGACCGGGGCUGGUUUGGCAGGGUCAGUGCCCUCGGGGGACGAGUGGGAUGGGGUCUGGUCGCGGAGCCCCUGGGCAGAGCCGGGGCGAUGCUUCCCACAGCUCCGGUUUCCCUGCCCGCAGCCACAGCCAGAACCGGCCCCUCCGUGCUGCCUUUGACGGGGCAAACUCCCAGCGAGAGGCAGCUGCUGUUACUGGGAAGUUCUUCGGCGCUUCCAGCCGGGGAACAGAACGUUCGCAUGGGAAUUUCCCUGCCUUUCCCCUUGCCAGAAAACCAUUCCUCACCAACCCCCUGUAAAACUUAGCUUUGAAAAACUGUGCGAAUGCCACUCGCCUCCUUCCUCCACACAGGUUUCUGAUCCCGGCGCUCGGAAGCCCUCGGUGCGAUGCCAUCCUGCCACGUGCCGAGUUUGAGGCAUCCACCCAAGUGGAUGUUCCCCCCUCUCCUCCUUUUGCUGGCUAAGCUCGCCUGCGACGCCCAGCCCACGUACCAGUGGAAGGAUGCUGUGACAAGAGAGAGGAUCACAUGCCAGCAGUGCCCGCCGGGGACCUUCGUGGCACGGCACUGCUCCAGGGACAGAGCCACGCAGUGCGAGCCCUGCCCGGAUUUGCACUACACUCAGUACUGGAACUACCUGGAGAAGUGCCGCUACUGCAACGUCAUCUGCGGGGAGAAGCAGGUGGAGGUGCAGCACUGCAACGCCACGCACAACCGCGUCUGCCAGUGCCAGCAGGGCUACUACUCGAACAUGGAGCUGUGCAUCCGGCACUCCGAGUGCCCGCCGGGCGCCGGGGCUCUGAAGCCGGGUACCCCCUUUGAGGACACCCAGUGCCAUGACUGCCCCCACGGCUUCUUCUCCUCCAACUCCAGCACUGACCCAUGCCAGCCACACCAGGACUGUGAGCAGCAGGGGAAGGUGACCAACGUGCAGGGCAACAAGUACCAUGACACCCUCUGCAUGUCCUGCAGACCUGGGAGAGGCAACAGCACACAGGGAGCAGCUGCAGAUGACGACUGCGAUCAGGCCAUGAUAGACUUUGUGGUGUACCAGAACAUCCCCGUCAAGAAGCUGAAGCGCCUGCAGCAGAUCCUGGAGCACUCACCAAAGAAGCAGGCAGCAUGGACCAGGGCAGCCAUCCAGGAGAAAUUCCGGGCUUUCCUCACCCACAAGAAGGAGGAGGACUCUGAAGUCACCAAGGAGCUGCUGGAUGCGCUGCGCAUGGUCAAGCUCCACUCCAUUGAGGAGAAAGUCCGCGAGCGCUUCCAGCUGCCCUGAGAGCACAAACUGGACUUGUGACUUUUUGGGUGCUCUUUGUUUUGGUUUUUAUCUUCUGAGGCUCCAUUAAUUUAUUCAUCUUUCCAAACAUAACUUGAAAAGCA